CAAUCCAUCGCAAUAAAGAAAAGGUGUCAUUAGUUUAGUUAGUUCCCUUUUGUAGUUGCAGUCCUAUUGCAGAUGCCCUUUUCAAGCCCAUUUCCCAUUUGAGCAGCACCAGCACAUCUAUCCUGUAGCCCUUCUUCCAGAUAUCUGCCUGUCCCAAUAUAAAUGUCGAACAAUCCAUCUCCACCGUCACCAUCUACAUUUCCAUCACAAACGACGAAAACAACUGAAUCGACGGUCAAUCAUCCACUGACUGAAUUAAAUUGUGAUUUAGCUAAUAAUGUUAUUAGCUCGAGCUUCACCCAUCAACAUCAAAGAAUAACAUUCAACACAUCCGGUGAGUGUAUCUGGGCCACCCAGUAUCCCGAGAUCCAGAAAGCAUGCUACCUCCGACGAGUUUGUCAAUUCGCGCCACCGAAGGAGUUGCGUCUUCAAAAUGUUACUCCAAUUUUACAGGCAGGACCAACCUGUGGUCUAACGGCGCUCAGUAUGCUCUUUGAAGGAUCUCCUUCGGCUAAAACCUUUCUCGAACUAGCCAUAGCCAAAGGGUAUUCUAAUAAUGGUGAAAUGUUCAGCACUAAGCAGCUAAACGAGCUGUUGACGAUUGGAUUGGAUGAGAAUCGACAUUUGGUGGAAUAUAAACCGGUGGAACAUCACGUUGUCGGAGGGUGGAUGGACGAGCCAAGCAUAAAGAUGCAACUGAGACUUGGGUCAAUCUUUUUGGUGCCAUACGAUCCUGAUCGAGAUCAUACCCCAUGCCUAAACCGCGGCCAUAAAGCCCAUUGGGCUCUUAUAAUCGGGUAUAUGAUAGACCAGUUUAAUGAUUUUUAUGUAUUCGCCCGACAUGGAAAAACGAAAAACCUCGCAUUAUGGUCAAUACGAAACUUGGCUCGUAGCAAUGCAAAUUUAGAAGAAUUUUGUCAACCGGUUGGACAUCCUAAUGAGACUUUUAUACUGCCGGAAGGCGGUAUCGGCGGUUGCAAUGGGCUAAGGUGUAAGUUCAUUAUGAUCGAACACUACAGGGCAAAGGAUGAAAUUAUUCUAUAGCAGAGAGGAAGAACAGGCAGCUUCGCAGAUUUUCCUAAGAUGGAUCGUGCUGAAAAGGGUCUGGAUUGCUGCUUCUAUUUAUGGGUUCAAAUAGUGUUACUAAGAGAUGAUUAAUGCUAUCAAAUAUUUAUGAGUCAAUUUAUUUAUUUAUGUUUUCAGUUGGGUUCUGAUAUUUAUUGUACCACAAAUUCAUAACUAUUAUUUUAACGCAACUUUUGUGACCAAUCAAACAGUAUUGAGAACAAAGUCACAUUACUCUUUAGCACACAGCUAUUUUUCGUGAUCACUACUUUUUGUCAUGUACCUACAUGUUCAACGCUUUGUUAGUUUUAGUAAAUAAAUGGUUACGAAAGAGAUCUGCUUACAAUUUGCUUUCGUAACGAAUUAUAA
Molecule: messenger RNA, 1434 nt
Organism: Ochlerotatus camptorhynchus
Lineage: Eukaryota; Metazoa; Arthropoda; Insecta; Diptera; Culicidae
Product: actin maturation protease
Exons: 4
Coding region: 163-1044 (293 amino acids)
Source: RefSeq, a predicted model, not a curated record